CAUUCCGUGAAAACUCAAAGUCCCACAAUGCUGUGUAAACGGCUGGGUAAAUCGCGCCUGCGCGGUAAGCAAUCCCUCUUUGGACCUACGUCUCCACUGAAACGAUGGCCAAGCGUACCAAGAAGGUGGGGAUCGUUGGUAAAUAUGGCACGCGUUAUGGCGCGUCGCUGAGGAAGAUGGUGAAGAAAAUUGAAAUCUCCCAGCACGCUAAAUACACCUGCUCAUUCUGUGGCAAGACCAAGAUGAAGAGGAGGGCUGUUGGUAUCUGGCACUGUGGGUCCUGCAGGAAGACCGUGGCAGGAGGCGCCUGGACAUACAACACAACGUCAGCUGUCACAGUCAAAUCUGCGAUCAGGAGACUGAAGGAGUUGAAGGACCAGUAAACCAGUGCAAGAGUCACUGGUGGAUUUGGGACUUUUUCUGUAAUUCAAACAACCUGGACACGGCCUCAACACCACAAAUAAAUCAGUCUGGAGCGGAA
Molecule: messenger RNA, 481 nt
Organism: Perca flavescens (yellow perch)
Lineage: Eukaryota; Metazoa; Chordata; Actinopteri; Perciformes; Percidae
Gene: rpl37a
Product: ribosomal protein L37a
Exons: 4
Coding region: 105-383 (92 amino acids)
Biological process (GO): translation
Cellular component (GO): cytosolic large ribosomal subunit; ribosome
Molecular function (GO): large ribosomal subunit rRNA binding; structural constituent of ribosome
Source: RefSeq, a predicted model, not a curated record